Molecule: messenger RNA, 273 nt
Organism: Hypoxylon fragiforme
Lineage: Eukaryota; Fungi; Ascomycota; Sordariomycetes; Xylariales; Hypoxylaceae
Exons: 2
Coding region: 1-273 (90 amino acids)
Source: RefSeq, a predicted model, not a curated record
AUGGAGGGCGAACAGGUCGAUCGACAUCAGGGCCUGCCUUCGAGAAUGCUCAUCGGCUUGUCGCGGAUGCUGGGAAACAGCAGAUGUGCGAUGUGGCGCGUCCAGCUUCCGGGCCGUGACGGCCUCGGAGAAUUCCUUGAGCUCCAGGAUCACCGGCACCAGCACCAGAUCAGGAUUGCCGUCGGCUGUCCGCUUUGCGGGUUCCUAGUUGUAGGCGAUGGCCCGGAUACGGCUACGGGUAGAGAAUGCGCCGGGCGAGGAGAGGAAGCGUAA